AUGAGAAGUUUAGGACGUAAAGGGGACGAUGAGGAUAAGGAGAAAGAAGAGGACAAUGAGAUAGCUGUGGGUUGUGGAAAACUCAUCUUCAACAGCAGCUCACCCAGGCUCAAUGUCCCUCUCCUCCUCCUGGUCCUCUCUCUGGGGGGAGUGUCUUGUCUGGACUUCAACUGCGAGACCCUCCUCAUGAUGGCGUCCAACCUCACAGUGAGGACAAUGCUGUUCAACUUGACGCUGACCUUCACUAACACAUCAGGUCUGUUCUGUGACCUGUCAGUGGAUGGAAUAGGGACCUGCUGGCCUCGCAGUGCAGCUGGUGAAGUUGUCUCCAGGCCCUGUCCAGAACAGUUCAAUGGGAUUCACUACAACACCACUGAUCGGGUCUACAGGGAGUGCCAGUCCAAUGGAACCUGGGCACUUCGAGGAAACUACAGCCAGUGCACUGAGAUCAUCCUCCUGAGGAAGAGUAACGUACAUUACCAGGUGGCUGUCAUCAUAAAUUACCUCGGACACUGUAUCUCCUUGGGCGCACUGGUGCUGGCGUUCACCCUCUUUAUGAGACUUAGGAGCAUCCGCUGUCUGAGGAACAUCAUUCACUGGAACCUCAUCUCAGCUUUUAUCCUGAGGAACGCUACAUGGUUCAUCGUCCAGCUGACCAUGUCCCCCACGGUCACAGAGAGCAACCCGGUGUGGUGUCGACUGGUGACCUCUGCUUAUAACUACUUCCAUGUGACCAAUUUCUUUUGGAUGUUUGGGGAAGGAUGUUACCUACACACAGCUGUGGUGUUGACGUACUCCACUGAUAAGCUGCGGAGGUGGAUGUUUCUGGCCAUCGGAUGGGGAAUUCCACUGCCUAUCAUUGUGGCCUGGGCUUUUGGGAAGCUUUACUACGACAAUGAAAAGUGCUGGUUUGGGAAAAAGGCUGGUGUAUACACAGACUACAUCUACCAAGGCCCAAUGAUCCUAGUUUUGUUGAUUAAUUUUGUAUUCCUGUUCAACAUUGUGAGGAUCUUGAUGACAAAGCUCAGAGCGUCCACAACCACUGAGACUAUACAAUACAGAAAGGCAGUUAAAGCCACCCUGGUCCUGUUGCCUCUGCUGGGCAUCACAUACAUGUUAUUCUUUGUGAAUCCUGGAGGAGAUGACCAGCUGAGCCAAAUUGUCUUCAUUUACUUCAACUCCUUUCUGGAGUCUUUCCAGGGGUUCUUUGUAUCUGUGUUUUAUUGCUUCCUGAACAGUGAGGUGCGGUCCGCUGUGAGGAAGCGCUGGCUCCGGUGGCAGGACCAGAACUCCAUCCGCAGUAGAACCAUGAGGGCCACAUCCAUCCCCACUUCUCCCAGUCGAGGAUCUUUCCACAGCAUCAAACAAACCUCUCAUCUCUGACCUUAGCUUCAUCUAUACAAACUUUCUUAAAGAUCAGACCUGUAAUUGCCAUUUACUUGUCUCCAUGGAGAGAGAUUAGUUUAAUGUCACACUGUGGAACAUUCUUGGUCAAGCAGUAACCCUGCAAUUGAGGUUAUCUUGUCACGCA
Boleophthalmus pectinirostris (great blue-spotted mudskipper) is the source of this 1531-nucleotide messenger RNA. Its product is annotated as corticotropin-releasing factor receptor 1-like. Lineage: Eukaryota; Metazoa; Chordata; Actinopteri; Gobiiformes; Gobiidae. Gene Ontology annotation, cellular component: neuron projection; plasma membrane. Gene Ontology annotation, molecular function: corticotropin-releasing hormone receptor activity; corticotropin-releasing hormone binding; corticotrophin-releasing factor receptor activity. The coding region runs from base 1 to 1383 and encodes 460 amino acids. The transcript has 17 exons. The record is from RefSeq and is a predicted model, not a curated record. Gene Ontology annotation, biological process: adenylate cyclase-activating G protein-coupled receptor signaling pathway; cell surface receptor signaling pathway.